GUUUGUAGUGCUAAACCGAUUGUACAAGCACAAAUCUCCAUCUCCAUUCUCCACCCACACAUUAAAAAGAGGACAACGCCUUCUCUCCUGUGUUCCCGGCCCAUUUUUUCACCACCUCCCAAACACGCCCCGCCGGGAGUCUCUCCACAUUCCAACGCCUCUCUCUCUCUCGUUCUCGCUCUGGUAUACACACGCACAAGCACAGUGCUGAAACAAGGCAGAACUUCUGAAAUAAUGGCUUCACCUUCUGCUUCUAUCAGGAGUUGGUGAUUCAACCGAUUGGUUGGAAAUUGGAAUACUACAUCUGAUCGGAUCAAACGGUAGUGCGUUAAUGGCAUCGGCUCUGAUGUCGAAUCCGGUGAUGAGCUCCGAAAGUAGAGCAGCGGCUAGGAGAAGGAAGAAGAAGAGAAGCCAAAUUCCUAGUGCUCAAGCUGUGGACGUAAACAAUAACGGCUCAACCGCUGAAUGGAAAUCCGAAGCUCAACAACAAGUGUACUCUUCCAAGCUGUUCAAAGCGCUCCGAGAAGUCCGGUUGAAUUCGUCGUCAGGAACGAAGGGGGGCAGAGCCGUGCACGAAGUCGCAGAUAGAGUUCUGGCGGUAGCCGCCAAAGGACGCACGAGGUGGAGCCGCGCCAUCCUCACUAACAGGCUGAGGCUCAAGUUCAUGAAGAAGCACAACAGAAGGCAGAGAAUGGUGGUUGCGGCGGCUAACGGGAAGAGCCGGGUGCCGAAGAAAUCGAGAGUAAGUAUCCUCCGGCUGAAAACAAAAAACUUACCGACUGUACAGAGAAAGGCUCGUGUUCUCGGGCGGCUCGUUCCUGGCUGCCGGAAGGAGCCGCUGCCUGUGAUUCUAGAAGAAGCCACUGAUUAUAUAGCGGCUUUAGAGAUGCAAGUCCGCGCCAUGAGCACUUUAGCUCAACUGCUUUCCGGUGGCGGUGGUUCUUCUUCUUCUUCUAGCUCCGCUCCUCUUAAUCCGCCUGGCUCCAGCCGGCCUCCUCAGAGUUGAUGAUGACUUUGACUCUUCAUUUUUCUUUAUUAUUUUUUUAAAUAUUACAAAUUUUCUUCUAUUAUCGUGCUCUAUAUCUCUUAUGAACAUCCCCUGUUAAAUAUGUCAUCUUCUUUCUCUUCAUUUUCAAUUUGAAUAGAUAUAUUUUAUUUUAUUUUGUCU
Ipomoea nil (Japanese morning glory) is the source of this 1168-nucleotide messenger RNA. RefSeq names its product transcription factor bHLH148-like. The record is from RefSeq and is a predicted model, not a curated record. Gene Ontology annotation, molecular function: protein dimerization activity. Gene Ontology annotation, biological process: regulation of DNA-templated transcription. NCBI's taxonomy places the organism in Eukaryota, Viridiplantae, Streptophyta, Magnoliopsida, Solanales, Convolvulaceae. The transcript is spliced from 2 exons. Bases 332 to 1006 code for a protein of 224 amino acids.